UCCUUCUAAAAACAAAAUUUGUAAUCGGAAGAAUGUUUUAUAACCAUAAUUUUCAUUUAUUUUGGUUAUUUUCUGUGAAGGGAAUUAUUUGACAAUAUUGCACGUUGUAGAAACAUUCAUGUCUUUACCAGUUAGUAAAGAUCAAAGGCGUUCCGUCUUAGAAGUAUCCCGAUUUUCGUCCAGUUCAAGCCCUGAAAUAGAUAAAACGCAGACGACGACGUCAUUAUUUGCCAGCACAACAACACUGAAAGAGUCAAAGAGUUUAUCAAACGUUGGCAGUGGUGGCAGUUGGGGGAAAUCAUCCUCUCCCACAGCUGCCAGCAACUCAGAAGGUUCACCCUUGCUGCUUCUCAGACAAAGUCAUCGAAGAUCUCGAGACUCUGCAAUGAGUUCAAGUCAGGAGUCUAUAAAUACAGUUGGUUUAAAUAAAGAUGGUCACCAUGGUUCAGCAGGAGAUUUAGAUGAUGUUGAAUCAGAAUUGAAAUGCAGCAACAAACAGUCUGAGACAACGAUACAGGAAGUCGAAGAAAGUCACUCAAGUAGUCCAGACGUCGAUCAGUUUGCAUCUGCUAGUGAUUUAAUCGAAGCAGCAGAAGACAAGGAAACUACACCAGACACCUCAGCAAUCGAAAACCAAGAUGUCUCAUCGAAGCCUUACUCAAAAUCAGACUCUCUCGACCAAAGCAGUGACAAAAGUGAAGGUCAGCAGACUAGGGAGAGAUCGUUUGAACGCUCCCUGGAUAAUAUUAUGGACAAAUGUUCGGAGAAAUCUCUGGACUUGAAUCUGAGUGUUGAUUCUUGGAAUGGUUCUGUCAGUGACACGAGUGUUAGAACACCAGACCUGUCUAAUUCAUCUUACGGGACAAAAUGCUCCAAGAUCGAGAAAAAACGAAAAGCAAAAUCAUGGUACACUAUGUUAAGUCCAACCUAUAAAUCUCGUAGUGAAGAUUUUCAUAAAUUAUUUAAAGAUGUACCUAAAGAUGAUAGGUUGGUUGUUGAUUAUUCAUGUGCUCUACAGAAAGAUAUAUUAGUACAAGGUAGAAUGUACCUAUCACAGAAUUGGAUCUGUUUCUAUGCUAACAUAUUUCGAUGGGAAACGGUGUUAACGAUACCAUGUAGUGAAAUCGUUGCUAUAACUAAAGAGAAGACAGCUAGAGUAAUACCUAAUGCUAUACAAGUUACAACGGAAAAAGAGAAAUAUUUCUUCACGUCUUUCGGUGCCAGAGACAAAACGUACAUGAUGUUAUUUCGACUCUGGCAAAAUGCUCUACUUUCUGAGCCUAUGAAUCCUAAAGAACAGUGGCAGUGGAUACACUAUAGUUAUGGAGAAGAAUUGGGACUAACAUCUAGUGAUGAAGAUUAUGUAGCACCUCCUGGAAUGGAUGAUUUAAAGGAGAAACUAUUACCACCAGAAAUGCCACCAUUAAAGGAACAGACGGAUUCAUCAGAUAUUCAUGGUACAUCCGAGAUGUUGACGAUGGCUAGUAAUGAUGAAGAUGCUAUCCAAUCAGAUGAAGUUUUCUCUCAUCCCCAGACGAGUCCGUCACUUGACUCGCCGUUAUCACUAGGUCGUUCAGAAAUACCAACAGAUUUCAGUGAUACAACAGAAGACAGUGAAGGUGAAGUAGCAUGUUCAGGACAUGAUCAUCUAGAGAAGUUAUAUGUAGAUGAAGUAUUUAAUAUAUCAGUUGAUAAAAUGUUCACUUUAUUAUUCACUGAUACUCCAUUCUUCAGAAUCUUUGUUGAAUCAAGAAAAACAUUUGAUGUUGAAAUACCCAAUUGGGGUGAAGAAGUUGAUGAAGAUGGUAAUCGUGUUCGAACUAUAAGUUAUACGUUAUCAUUAAAUCAUUCUAUCGGACCAAAAACAUCUCCCUCUACAGAACGACAGACAUGUUAUAAACAGAGUAAACCUGGUAUUAUAUAUGUUGUCGACUGUCAGUGUGAAAAUAACGGCAUCCCUUACGCUGAUUCCUUCUUCGUUAUUACACAAUACUGUCUCACUAGAGUUACCAAGGAUAAAUGUCGUCUUCGUGUCACCGGAGAAGUCAAAUAUAAAAAAUCUGUGAUGGGUUUAAUAAAAAGUAUGAUAGAAAGAUCAGCGGUAGGUGGAUUAACAGAUUAUUUCAGAGAUCUUGCCGUUCAUUUACGUAGAGAAGUUGAAGAGAGUGAUAAAUUAUUAGUUCAUACAAUUUCCAAGAAAAAGUUACGAAAACGAAGGAAAGGAGGUACAACGGGAUCAGAAACACAAACCUCUUCUCGACAGGCAGAUAGACAGGUUUCUACACCACCAUCUCCUCUUAAAAGUUUAAGAGAUGAUAGGUUAUUAUGGAUAUCAUCUGAUGCUUUAGUUAGAAUUAUCUGUCUGAUUUUAACCCUACUAGUUGUUUUUAAUGCUAUAUUGUUUUAUAAACUCUGGUCUUUAGAAAGUUUCGCUGGAGCUUUUUAUCAAUCACACUCUGAUCAGAUCCUAGAAAACCUAGCUAAAUAUCCACAUUCACAAGAUGAAUGGGUACAUUUAUUACGACAACAACAGAAUUUACAUGAUAGUGAAAUAGAUAAAUGGAGAGACGUUUUAUCAACAUCAAUAAUAUUAGUUGAUCAGAUAAAAGGAACAUUGGUACAUUUACACAGCAGUCUUGAAGGACGUUUAAAAAAUACAGAUUCAAGUAGCUGACAUCGAAAAAAAUAAUUAAAAAAAUGGUCACAAAACUUAUCUAUUUUAUAAAUAUACAAUUCAUUCAGUUUUAUGAAUAUACAGUACAUUCUGUUU
This is a messenger RNA of Patella vulgata (common limpet), 2770 nucleotides long. Its product is annotated as protein Aster-B. The coding region runs from base 119 to 2674 and encodes 851 amino acids. The transcript has 17 exons. Gene Ontology annotation, molecular function: sterol transfer activity; sterol binding. The record is from RefSeq and is a predicted model, not a curated record. NCBI's taxonomy places the organism in Eukaryota, Metazoa, Mollusca, Gastropoda, Patellidae. Gene Ontology annotation, biological process: intracellular sterol transport. Gene Ontology annotation, cellular component: plasma membrane; endoplasmic reticulum membrane; endoplasmic reticulum-plasma membrane contact site.